GUCAACAACAGUAGUUAGCAGUUAGCAGUAACGUUAACCCGUUACCGGGAACAUGCAGUGCGCGGCCCCGCUGAACAAGAAGAGACCGUUAGAGAGCGAGGAGCCAUGGAGACCGAAGCGGUUGUGUUUGGAGGCGGGACUUCAGGCCGUUGAGUGUCCAAUGGAAACGAUGGACAGUUUUACACCGUCCAAUCAGCAACAAGAACAGCAGGUCCGGCUCACAUGUCUCCGAUGUCUCGGAGGAGAACCGGGUCACAUUAAUCACAUCAUGGGCGUCUGAUCAGCUGAUCACUCCUCAGGACGAAGACAAACCGUCCACAUUUUCUUCUUCAGGUGUUUUUUAAAGUGUCCACUCCGAUCUGAUGAUGACGAGGUCAAAGGUCACGAUAAGGUCCGCUCCGUCGUCAUGGAGAAAAUCUGUCAGGAAAGUGAUGCAUUCAAAGACACUCCGACAUCUGAGAGUCGAAUC
Molecule: messenger RNA, 469 nt
Organism: Scomber japonicus (chub mackerel)
Lineage: Eukaryota; Metazoa; Chordata; Actinopteri; Scombriformes; Scombridae
Exons: 4
Coding region: 53-280 (75 amino acids)
Source: RefSeq, a predicted model, not a curated record